Messenger RNA from Geodia barretti, 513 nucleotides. NCBI's taxonomy places the organism in Eukaryota, Metazoa, Porifera, Demospongiae, Tetractinellida, Geodiidae. The record is from the annotation of a GenBank genome assembly.
AUGACCACGGAAGUCCACGAAUCCAUACUUCACCCAGCUUCCCUUGUAAAUGAACUCAAAAAGAACGACGUCUCGCACGUGGUCUGGCUCCCGGACAGCGAAACCAACUUCCUCUAUAAUAUGAUGAUGGAAGAGCCCACCCUGGACCUGGUUCCGGUGUGCCGCGAAGGCGAAACCAUGGCCGUCGCCGCUGGCCUGUGGGUCGGUGGCGCCAAACCCGUCGUCCUCAUCCAGAACACCGGCAUCUUCGAGGCCGGCGACUCAAUCCGCGGCCUCAGCCUUGACCUGAACCAGCCCCUCGUAAUGCUCAUUGGCUACCGUGGUUGGACCCGGCGCGGCCCCACUCCCGACUCUGCCGGCCGUUUCAUUGAACAUAUCCUCCACGCCUGGGGUAUCAACUACUACCUGGUCGAAACCGACGACGACGCCGAUCGCAUCAGCAUUGCCUUCGAAGAAGCCGGGCGCCUCAACCGGCCCGUUGGCGUGCUCAUCGGCACCGAAUUCGGCUCGUAA